AUGACCAUCUUUCACCCCUUCCCUCGUCUCCCCCAAGAGAUACGCGACUUGAUCUGGGAAAAGGCCGCCAGAGUUCAAGCAGAGAAGAGCGGGGUCCACUUCUUCACCAUCUUCAACAGCACAAACAAGCAAGAAUCCGCCGCCGUCGCACAACAGUACAAGCUCAAGGGACCUAGCAGAUCAUGUCUCGCCGCGCCGAGAUGUAAAGACGGGCAAGGGUUUUCGUGGACAGAGGGGAACCCGUCCAUGUAUCUUUUGGAUCGUGGACUUUGGAAGGCAUGCCGUGACUCGAGGGCUGCGAUUAUCAAGGUUUCGACCAUGGCCAUGGGCUCCGAAUCGUGCAUUUCGGAUGAUAUCGCCGACAUGGUCAAGCCGUAUAACGAACCGCGGACAGCAAAGUUCAUGUUGGACGGACACGAGCAGGAGAUGAUGGUCUGGCCCGAGAGAGACCUGUUUUGUCUUCAGCCUUAUGACUGGAACAUGGCCAAAAUUUGGCUACAGCACACGGCCAUUUCCUCCCGACAUGGCAAGUUUCAUUUCAGACACGUCGCGUUUGAACUGCCGCGCGACGAGGUAAUCAACCUCUCGGUCGAAAACGAAUACAACAAGGAUGCCCCCGAGCCAUCAUCACACCUCAUAGUGGAACGGAUAGAGUCCCUCCUCGGUCGCGGGCGUUUCCACCAUGUUAAAAAAGUCUGGUUGAUAGACUACCAACUCAAGAGGACGAACCCGCGACCCGCCGCGCGACAGUUCUGCGCAAACGGGUUCAGGUUCGUCGAGGUUACGGAGCAGGAUGGCGAUGAGUGGACUGAUCGUAGGGGGGACGGUAGGGAUGCUCUUGAGUUUGCCGAGUGGCUGAGGUACUCGACCAACUACCAAAAUGAGAAUACUUCUCCUGAAAUCGGGGUUUUGGCGUGUGAGAAAUGCUAA
Fusarium vanettenii 77-13-4 is the source of this 930-nucleotide messenger RNA. RefSeq lists its product as uncharacterized. The transcript has a single exon. The record is from RefSeq and is a predicted model, not a curated record. NCBI's taxonomy places the organism in Eukaryota, Fungi, Ascomycota, Sordariomycetes, Hypocreales, Nectriaceae. The coding region runs from base 1 to 930 and encodes 309 amino acids.